AUGAUAUACAUUUCUUCGGAGAAGGUGUCUGAAGAGGAAUACACGCACUGUUUCCUACAGAAUCCUCACUUAGUCGGUUCAUGCAACAAUAAUACCCAAGAUGUGACCAUAACAGUCGUUUUCCGGCAGUUCACUCCGACACCUGGUGGAAUGGAAUUCGAACCUGGCAAGACGUAUCAUUUCAUCACGACAUCCGAUGGUACUCUGACCGGUAUUGAUCGUAGGAAAGAUGGGUUAUGCACAGAUAGGCAAAUGAAAAUCAAAUUUGAGGUUGAACUUCCCAAACACGAGAUCCAAAAAGUGAACCCGAAAUUUGCUGCUCGGACAUCUCAAAGAGAAGUCACGGCAGAGUCAUCCACUCCUAUUAUGUACAUAAUUCAUGUAGAUGGUGAAGAUACCGAUGAGCUAGACGAUGGUGAAGAUACCGAUGAGCUAGACGAUGAUCAAGCCACGACUGCAUUUUCAUCAGCGUUGCCUAUUCUUCUAUCGCUGUGCCUAUUCUACCUCAUCUAA
Haemonchus placei is the source of this 513-nucleotide messenger RNA. The record is from the annotation of a GenBank genome assembly. NCBI's taxonomy places the organism in Eukaryota, Metazoa, Nematoda, Chromadorea, Rhabditida, Trichostrongylidae.